AUGGCCAUUGGUGGCCAAGGGCAAGAGGCGCUACACCUGACCCUCUUACCUGCUACAGGCAACGUGGCAGAGAAUUCUCCACCUGAGACUUCAGUGCACAAGUUUUCUGUGAAUUUGUCAGCAUCCCUGUCACCUGUAGCCCCUGGGUUUCCCCUGAUAAUCAACUCAAAUCCCGUCACUGAAGAAGCCUUCCGGGUCAAUAGGCUGUCAGGCACUGACUUUGAGGUUGUCACCACUGGGAAGGAACCACUAGAUUUUGAAGCCGGACCAAAUAUAUUUGACUUACAGAUUUAUGUUAUGGAUGAGGUUGGUGUCACAGACCUCCAGGUCCUGACUGUCCAGGUAACAGAUGUGAAUGAGCCACCUCAGUUUCAAGGCAACUUGGCGAAAGGUCUCGACCUCUACAUAGUAGAAGCCAACCCUGGAUUCAUUUACCAGGUUGAGGCCUUUGAUCCAGAAGACACAAGGCAAAACACACCCCUCAGUUAUUUCCUGAUUUCUCCCUCUAAGAACUUUAGAAUGUCUGCUAAUGGCACCCUCUUCUCCACAACAGGAUUGGACUAUGAAGCGGGACACAGCAGUUUCCAUCUCACUGUGGGAGUGAGGGACAGCCGAGGCCUCAGAGCCUCCACGGAACUCCGGGUGAACGUCGUGAACCUCAACGACGAAAUCCCGCGCUUUACCAGUCCAACGCGAGUGUACACCAUUCCCGAAGAGCUGAGUCUAGGAACCAUUGUGGCCAAUAUCACAGCUGAGGAUCCCGACGAUGAAGGUUUUCCUAGCCACCUCUCGUACAGCAUUACUACCGUUAGCAACUAUUUCAUUAUAAAUCCGUUGACUGGUACAAUUCACGUGGCCCAGAGGAUAGACCGAGAUGCAGGCGAAUUAAGACAAAAUCCCAUCAUUUCUGUAGAGGUUCUGGUGAAGGAUAGACCCCAUGGAGGUCAGGAGAAUCGCAUCCAGAUAACAUUCAUUGUGGAAGACAUCAAUGACAACCCUGCCACAUGCAAAAAGUUCACCUUCAGCAUUAUGGUGCCUGAAAGAACAGCCAAGGGGACGUUGCUUCUCGACCUGAACAAGUUCUGCUUUGACGAUGACAGUGAGGCACCGAACAACAAAUUCAACUUCACCACACCAUCUGGAGCAGGCAGCAGCGGCAGAUUUGUGCAGGAUCCAGCUGGCUCUGGGAAAAUCAUGCUGAUUGGUGAUCUAGAUUAUGAAAAUCCGAGCAAUCUAGCUGCUGGAAAUAAAUACACAGUGAUAACACAGGUGCAGGAUGUUGCCUCUCCUCACUAUAAAAAUAACAUCUACAUUUAUAUCCUAACAAGCCCAGAAAAUGAGUUUCCUCUCAAUUUUCAUAGGCCGUCCUAUGUAUUUGAUGUGUCAGAACUAAAACCGGCUAGAACCCUGGUUGGACGGGUGCAAGCGAGUGAUGAAGACUUUCCCCGCAGCAGCAUUGUGUACUCCAUCUCCACCGGAGGGGCCAGCCUCCAGUACCCAAGCAUAUUUUGGAUUAAUCCUAAAACAGGAGAACUCCAGCUAAUAACUAAAGUGAACUAUGAAACAACUCCUGUCCAUAUUCUCAGUAUCCAGGCUGCCAACUGUGAGGACACAAGCUCAGUGACUGUUACUGUGAACGUCCUGGAAGAAAAUGAUGAAAAGCCAAUUUGUACCCCCAACUCUCAUUUCAUGGCCAUCCCAGUGGAUCUGAAAGUUGGGACAAAUAUUCAGAAUUUCAAGCUGACGUGUACUGACCUUGACUCCGGCCCCAGAUCUUUCCGUUAUUCCAUUGGCUCAGGCAACGUCAAUGGCCAUUUCACCUUGUCUCCUGAUGCUGGGUCCAACGUGACACGCCUGCUGCUUGCAUCCUGCUUUGACUAUGCUGGUGGGCUUGAUAAGAUCUGGGACUACAAACUACUCAUCUAUAUCACUGAUGACAACUUGCUGUCCAGCAGGAAGAAAGCAGAAGCUCUUGUUGAAACAGGGACAGUGACACUGAGUAUUAAAGUCAUUCCCCACCCACCUACAAUCAUCACCACGACCCCCAGGCCCAGGAUCACCUACCAGGUCCUAAGGAAGAACAUUUACUCUCCGUCUGCCUGGUAUGUGCCUUUUGUCAUCACUCUGGGCUGCAUAUUGCUUCUGGGUCUCCUGGUGUCCCUGGCGGUCCUGCUGGCCAAAGCCAUCCACAGACACUGUGCCUGCAAGACUGAGAAGGACAAGCAACCUCUGGUAAAGAAAGGAGAAAUGAAGAAUGCAGAGGGAGAGGCUGUGGUGGAAACUAUCCAGAUGAACACUGUUUUUGAUGGAGAAGCCAUAGAUCCAGUGACUGGAGAAAUAUAUGAAUUCAACUCAAAAACUGGAGCCAGAAGGUGGAAAGAUCCACUAACCCAAAUGCCCAAAUGUAAAGAGUCCAGCCCCCAGGGAGCCGACCCACACAGAGUCACUGCUGGGGAAGGAAUGGGAAUGCUGAGCUGUGCCAACCAGGAGGAGGACCAGCCGGGUGGCAAAGCAAAGGAUGCUGGCCUGGGUUCCAGGAAGGAGGGUGGCAAGGCCUACACCGCAAAGAACAGAAAGCCGGCCCUUACACGCAAGGCUUCCCCCAAGCUGCACCCGGGAAAGUAA
This is a messenger RNA of Otolemur garnettii (small-eared galago), 2625 nucleotides long. RefSeq names its product cadherin related family member 3 (gene CDHR3). Bases 1 to 2625 code for a protein of 874 amino acids. Gene Ontology annotation, molecular function: calcium ion binding. Gene Ontology annotation, cellular component: membrane. NCBI's taxonomy places the organism in Eukaryota, Metazoa, Chordata, Mammalia, Primates, Galagidae. The record is from RefSeq and is a predicted model, not a curated record. Gene Ontology annotation, biological process: homophilic cell-cell adhesion. The transcript has 19 exons.